This is a messenger RNA of Protopterus annectens (West African lungfish), 1766 nucleotides long. Its product is annotated as nuclear factor 7, ovary-like. NCBI's taxonomy places the organism in Eukaryota, Metazoa, Chordata, Ceratodontiformes, Protopteridae. The record is from RefSeq and is a predicted model, not a curated record. The transcript is spliced from 5 exons. The coding region runs from base 228 to 1466 and encodes 412 amino acids.
AAGGGCACAACUUCAGAAGCCACUAGCAUUUAUAAUUUUCUGAUUUGAGACGUCCACAUCAAAUACAUGUAAGAAAAAAAAGUUUUGAACACCGUCCUCGUGGAAGAGAAGUAUACUACCUAUGUAUUUGUAUAUGCCUGCCCAUUUUUAUCUUUGGGUGUGACUUGGAAAAGAAAGCAGUAAGCAAAUUAUGAAAGUGAAAAUGCUUAUGUAGUUUUAAAGGGAACAUGGCAUUUACCAAGGAACCCCAGAUCGUCCUUCUUCAGACACGCGUGUGCCCUGAAAACGCCGGGUCCCUGUCCAUCAGCGCUACACAUGAUACUGGAUGCCAGGAGGACUUGCAAUGCCCAGUCUGUGCUGAAUUAUUUGAAGACCCAGUUGUAGUGGAAUGCGGGCACAGCUUUUGCAGAGCUUGUAUUGAGAGCUUUUGGAACAAAGAAAAAGAGCAGCACUGCCCCAAAUGUCAGGAAGGCACAACGAAGUUGUACUUUAUUAGUCGAUCCCUUGCUGCCCUGGCAUUAAAAGCCAAAAAUUCCAGCUUGGAAUACCCUUCAAAAAAGGACAAAAUACAAGUGACCUUGGGAAAAGUAGAAAAGCUACAGCUGCAGGAGAUUAGUAGCGCGCAGUGGCUUGAAGAUGACCGGUGCAAAAGUACGGCUUUCAGUCUGGACAACGGGCUUAGCGAACCCCAGUUAAGUGAACCCAACUCUCCAAACGGCAGGCCUCAUUUGCUGUCAGACGGGAACAGCAAGGCUUUUACCCGCCUGAAAAAAUUGAAAGACAAGGCACUGACUCCAAUUCUAAAAAAUAAUGUUAGGGCUGCAAGCUAUGACGGGGAUGCUGCAGCCCACCUGGGCAAAGUGGAGAGUCCGAGGUUGCACAGUCCUAAACGGAGAUACAUUUGGGAAAAUGAAGCCAGCGUGACCCCGGAGGUGGCAGUCCUACAGGAAGCAGUUCAUAAGGAAAAGCUUGACAAUGCUGAAACUAUUCUAAAUUCCAGGCUGAAAGAACUUAUGGAAUUGAAGAACAAACAAAUGAAAAAAUUAAAAGAAGUCAAAGGAAUGGUUGAAAGUGUACAAGAGUUGCUUAUAUCUCAGUUUACCACACUGCACCUGUUUCUCUGGGACAAAGAAAAAGGUCUCCUCCAAAAGCUUGGUGACCAGGAACAAGAGGGGGUAACAGAAAUGGAAGACAACCUCAGAAACAUUACAGAGGAAGAAAAUUUUAUCCAGGAAAUGCUAACUAAAAUUUGCUCCAGGCUGUCACAGAAAAACUGCAUUGCUUUUCUGACAGAAACCCAGAGUUUAGUGGACAGGUUUUCUGAGUAUCAACAGACUGCCAGUGAAACGAAGUUGGUAACCUCAUAUGAUCUGAACCUGGAAAUGUACAGCGGGCCCCUAAUGUACAAUAUUUGGAAGGAAAUGAAAUCCAUCGUCACCCUUGGUAAUGAAAAUGCAGAGCAAUGAGUCACCGUUUUCAUUAUUAUCUGAGCUGGCAUCAGAAUGUGGGAUUAUACUGUCUUUCUCCUCAUGAAGCAGUAAAAGUUCUUCAUGGAAGUUCACUUUAAAAACAAGUACUAAACACUACAUUCUCAUAAACAGUGGGAUCAGUUGGAGAUAGUCUAAAUAAUCCUUUGAUAAUGAAAAACAUGAUACAUUGCUUUUCUGCAGUUCAUGUGCACUGUGCAUUAUUGUUCUGUGACUAUUGUUCAGUGGUUCUCAGGUUACCUGAAAGGCAGAAGACAUGUUUUCAUGUGAAACAAGACA